Molecule: messenger RNA, 1699 nt
Organism: Episyrphus balteatus (marmalade hoverfly)
Lineage: Eukaryota; Metazoa; Arthropoda; Insecta; Diptera; Syrphidae
Product: probable cytochrome P450 309a2
Exons: 7
Coding region: 78-1607 (509 amino acids)
Molecular function (GO): heme binding; oxidoreductase activity, acting on paired donors, with incorporation or reduction of molecular oxygen; monooxygenase activity
Source: RefSeq, a predicted model, not a curated record
AAUAAGCGUUUUUUCCACUUUUUGGACUUAGUUUAUUAAAUUUCUCUUCGCGUCAAUAGCAAUUUGUCGCGCAAAAAAUGGCAGAUUUAACGCUUAGUUUAUUCUUCCUCACUGCCAUAGGAGGACUAAUCUACUUAUACUUAUCAUGGAAUUUCGAUUUUUGGAAGAAAAGAGGUGUCAAAGGUCCAGAACCAAAAUUGAUUUUCGGAAGUAUUCCAAGUAUUGUAAAGCGUAACCGUAAUUUGGCAUUUGAUAUGCAAGAAUUAUAUGAAAAAUAUAAGAAAUCUGGUGAAAGAUUCAUUGGAAUAUUCAUGACAAGAAAUCCUCAAAUUUUGGUAAUUGAUCCAAGUUUGGCCCGUGAAAUUAUGAUCACCAAUUUCAAAUCUUUUCGUGAUAAUGAACCAUCUUUAUGGGUAAGGUUUUAUGCAAAUAAAAAGUUGGAAAAUGUUGCUCCAAUCAAUCCGUUUUUAACAGAAGGUUCGGAAUGGAAAAGACUCCGAAGUGAAUUCAUGGGAGGUUUAAGUCCUGCCAAGGUCAAACAAGCCCAUCCAAUUGUCACAGGAAUCUGUCACAAGCUCAUCAACUAUUUGAACGCUUCCAUACAAAAAUCAGGCAACAAAAUUGAAAUCAAACAGGUUUGCUACAAAUUUACAAUAGAAAUCGUUACCGAUUUUAUCUGGGGUGUUAAUGCUGAUGCUUUGAAAGUUGACGAUGCACCAAAUAAAAUGUUCAUCAUGGCUCGAACAAUGAUAGAAAAGUCUUUUCUUAAAAUUGGCUAUUAUUACAUUACCGGAUUGGUACCGUUUAUCCGAAAGAUUACAAAUAAACGAUUUUAUCCUGAAGAAACGGAUAAAUUCUUUGCAGGAGUUCAAAAAGAUGCUCUGGAGUUAAGACUUCGUAGUAAAAAUGAUCGUCCGGAUUAUUUAAAUUACUUGAUUCAAUUGCAAGAGAAGAAGAAUAUAAGUCUUGAGGAUAUGACUGGUCAUAGUUUGACAGUUUUGUUGGAUACUUUUGAGACGACAGGGUCUGUGAUAGCCCAUACAUUGUAUUAUUUGGCGAAUGAUCAAAACACACAAAAUAAGUUAAGAACUGAAAUCAUGGCGAAUUUAAAUGAGGAAGGUAAUAUGAGCUAUGAUGUCUUGACGGAACUUCCAUACUUGGAUCAGUGUAUAAUGGAAACUAUUCGCAUCAUCACUUAUAUUUCGGUUUCAUCACGAAUGUGCAGCGAAGAAACAUAUUUGGAAUGCAGACCUAACCACAAAGUUAAAAUUGAACCUGGAAUGAUUUUACACAUCCCGACAUAUUCAUUCCAUCAUGAUGCAGAAAUAUUCGCAAAUCCAAAUGAAUAUAUACCCGAACGUUUUGAUGAUGAUCGUGCAAAGGAACUUAAUCAGCAAGGAUAUUUUGUACCAUUUGGUGAUGGACCAAGGAUAUGUGGAGGAAUGAAAUUUGGACAAUUGGAAUCCAAAGCUGCUGUUGUUGAGGUUCUUAAAAACUUCCGUUUAAAGAGAGAAAAUAAUGGUGAAGAAUUAACUCUUAAUCCAACUUCAUUUAUCCUUGGCUUGUCUGGUGAUUUUAACGUAGAAUUUGAAUCUAUUCAAAAGUGAUGGGUCAAUAAUUGGCAUUGGACUUUUUUCUAUGAAUUGGAGUUUAUAGAAAAAAUAUUGAAAAAUGAUCUAGUCGUGUUUAUUAAUUUAUC